Molecule: messenger RNA, 3426 nt
Organism: Ornithodoros turicata
Lineage: Eukaryota; Metazoa; Arthropoda; Arachnida; Ixodida; Argasidae
Product: TBC1 domain family member 2B-like
Exons: 19
Coding region: 305-3142 (945 amino acids)
Source: RefSeq, a predicted model, not a curated record
CGGCCCCUCACACGUGGGCGUGCUCUUGCUUGUAAACAUAAGACUCUGUUGGCCUGUAUUAAAUUCACAACAAGAUAAGGUUGUACGCCCGUUGUAAAACUUAUUGUCCGCGUGCAUCCGCUGUAAAAGUACACGGUGGAAGUCUUUCUCGACUAUAUAUGGCACCGCUGUCGGUAGAAGUGACCACAAUAAAGCGCUCUGUCCCUUUUCGUUCGCUCUACUCGGGCACCUCCCGAAGUCAGUGCGCGCGGCAGUGAAUUUCAAUAAUCAUGCAGUCGUAGAGCACGGUAGAGGUACAGUAAUCAUGGCUAGUGACAAAGGUGACUGUGAGCCACGGACGGAGUUCGUGUUUCCCCCGGAAGAAUCGUCUUCAGUGUCGCCGGCGCCGAGUGCCAAUGUCCAACUCUGCGGCUACUUGAAUAAGAUGAGCAGCAGAAGUCUGGUGAAAACCUACAAGCGACGCUGGUUUGUGUUCUCCGAGGGAAAUUGUAAGCUGUACUACUACAACGAGGCAGGCGAUUCCCAGCCCGUCGGAGAGAUUGACGUCAAAGCUGCGAGCUUCUACAUCGGAGCGACGAGCUGGGAAAGACCAGGUGCUUUCAUUAUACGAACCCAGAAGAGGGAUUACCACUUAGAAGCUAAAGAUCGACAGGCGAGCCUCUACUGGUUACAGGAACUGCAGAGACACAGAAGAGCUUACAACCUAAAGCGAACGCAAGUUCUUCAAAAGAGCAGCUGCGUUUUUGACGCGGUCUCCCCAACAAAGAUAGCUAGCGGCCUAUUGUGCAAGCAGUCUGUACAGGACCAGGCAGAGGGCAAACCACCCGACAGCAGUCUGCUGCUGUCGCCAGUCGAGUGCCCAAAGAGCGUCGUGGGAGAGCACACUGCCGAUCCUCCAUCCCCGUCUGUGCUCUCGAACCUGAAGAAUCCUGCUGCAUUGUUUCACAAGAAGUUACGCCUUCAAGGCAGCUCCGAGGACAAAACGGCGUCCCCAGAGGCCACGGAGAGCACUGGGUUGAGUCACUUUUACUCCGAUGGAAACUGCGAGAGAGAGAUAUUGGAAGAAGGGGAUGUAUCUCUUCACGUAGGAUCUCCAAAACUCAAGUCACCUACUGCCCUGUCGUCCUUCCGGAAGAGAUUGCAAGACUCAUUUAGAUUAAAGGCCAAAGGAGACCUUGAGAUGUUCUCGGCUCAGCCACUGCUUCGGAAAUUGCAUCCUGAGGGAAGCUGCGGCAAAUGCAAAGAGUUCGAGGCUACUGUUUCUACUCUGAAAGACGACAUCCAGUGCCUUGAAGAUGAGCUGGCGGCAAGCAAAGAAGUAAUUACUGUCCUUAGACAGCAAUUAGACAUGGGGAAUGCAGAGCGAGAGACAUUAGUUAGACUUUAUGCAGACCCAACCAACGAAAAUUACACAAAGAUGCUACACGAGAAGGAUAAGCUUCUUUUUGAGCUACGGAAUGAACUGUAUUCAUGCAAGCUGCAGCUGGAAAGUACUCAAGAUAUGAGAAGGUCAAUAGAGCAACAACUUAAUGAUGUUAAAGAGCAAGGAUCACUGUACGAGGAGGUUCUCAGGGAGAAAGACAGGCUUCUAAUGACGCUUACGAAUGAACUUAAUGAUAUUGAAACUGAGAAGAAAGAAGAUCAUGCCAAUAAAGAACACGAAAACCCUGAGUCACUUGUUGAACGGCUGAAGGAGGAAGUUGACACGCUAAAGGAUGCUGUGACAGCAUUUCAUGUACAGAACAAGUUCUUAAACAAAGAAAUUUUGGAAUUGAACGAGCUAAGAUGGAACUCCGACGAACGUGAACGUCAACUCAUCAUAAAAUGUUCGAAUGCUGAAGCAAGAUGCCUUCAGACACAGAGCAAGCUUCUGUUUCUGCUCAAAGAACUAAGUACCCCACAGGAAGGUCAAGAACAUGCUCAAGAAGUAGUUCGUCAGCUAUUGGAUGAAGCUAUGCAUGACCCAUCCCUACAAAAAGAUGUUAAUGAGGUGUUGCUGUCAAGUGAUGAAAUGUACGACAUGUAUGGUUUCAACCGCAAGUGGGGUAAAGAGGAAGACAUAAUCUCUUCAAGGGCAGAGCACUUAAAAAGGAGGUCAGAGAAUUACUCCGUAAAGAUGCAGGAUGCAGCUGUGAUGUCCUGGAGAGCAAAGUGGGAGAACUUCCUCGCUAAUUCAAAUGUUAGCAAAAACUUCCAGAAGUCUCCAGAAUUUAAGGCACUGAUCAGGACCGGGAUACCACCAGAGUUCAGAAGUCAAAUCUGGAAAGGGUGUAUUGCUUAUCAUGUGGGCAGAGAACGGGAGCAACGUGGCUCUGGGUACUACGAGAUGCUGUUGGAUACCCCCACAACGACGGGUGCUCUGGAUCCAGCAGAAAAACAAAUUGAGCUUGACCUGUUGAGAACGCUGCCAAACAACAGGCAUUAUGAGACGCCCGAUGCCCCGGGGAUUAACCCUCUGAGGAGGGUGCUUCUCGCAUUUAGCAGACGGAACCUGGUUGUGGGCUACUGUCAGGGGUUGAACAGGUUGGCUGCCAUUGCACUACUCUUCAUGUCGGAGGAAGAUGCCUUCUGGUGCCUAGUAGCCAUUGUGGAGCACAUCAUGCCUCACGAUUACUACAGCAGGACCUUGGAGGCCUCUCAGGCUGAUCAGAGGGUUCUCAAGGACAUGAUGGUGGAGAAGCUUCCAAAGCUGCACAGUCACCUGGAUAGCAACAAAGUGGACCUAUCGCUGUUCACGUUCAACUGGUUCCUGACAGUCUUCGUGGAUACCAUUCCUGCAGAGACUUACCUUUACAUAUGGGACGUGUUCCUUUAUGAAGGCAAUAAGGUGCUUUUCCGGUUUGCAUUGGCGAUAUUCAAAAUGUGCGAACUGGAGAUCUUGGCCCAGGAAGACUACAUGACGAUCAGUCGAUAUCUGCGAAUCAUGCCUGAGAAAGUCACAGACAUUAAACGCCUUGCACAUAUUGCCUUUAACGAACUUAACCCGUUCUCCAUGAGGUCUAUCAGUGCCAAGCGAACGAUACACACGAAUGCAGUGAAGGAGCAGUUGCGGAGGCUGGAUGAGAUCCGCAAUUCCUUACCUGCACAUGACAGCUUGGCGUGGGAAUCAACCGACUCCUCUCCUCCUUCGCCUCGGAAAUAAUCCUAACUAUAAGACGCAUGACGUAAAUGCACGGUUUUAUACGUUUUAUAGCAUGCCACGCAUGUGCAAGAUUGAUGGGCCUCUACGUGAAACAUGUUGCACAGUUCUUGGUGCAAACAUACCGGUAUGGUGCGAUACUGUACUGCAUUUGCAAUACCUGUGCCUAAAUUCUCGGACUAGAGCGCUUGGCACUUCUCGAAAUGGGAAACAGCACAAGCUUGCUUUAAUGCAGAGAUGUCGAUGAUUGAAAGUCCGAACCAGAUUAUAAAUCGUUUUCUUUUGUA